Micromonas pusilla CCMP1545 is the source of this 2403-nucleotide messenger RNA. It is a transcript of the gene TAT, whose product is annotated as tyrosine aminotransferase. Bases 74 to 1348 code for a protein of 424 amino acids. Gene Ontology annotation, biological process: biosynthetic process; L-tyrosine catabolic process. NCBI's taxonomy places the organism in Eukaryota, Viridiplantae, Chlorophyta, Mamiellophyceae, Mamiellales, Mamiellaceae. Gene Ontology annotation, molecular function: pyridoxal phosphate binding; L-tyrosine:2-oxoglutarate transaminase activity. The record is from RefSeq and is a predicted model, not a curated record. The transcript is spliced from 2 exons.
CGAAACUCGCGUAGCGAGGUGGAAAUGAAGGCAAGGUAGAUGGGUUGAAGUUGUCACUAGCAUUUUCUGGAAUAUGGACACUACAAACUGUGACAGUCUCGCGGGCUUUAGCAAUCGCGAUACAACCAACUGGCGCGUGCGUGCAACCACCUUAACACAGUCAAAAAAUCCGAUCAGGAUAAUAGUGGAUGACCUUCUCGGGAAAGAGAACCCACAAAAAGAGUUGAUAUCGCUCGCCCAGGGCGACCCCACCGCGUAUGGGCAUCUCAAACCAUCCGAGGAAGCUGUUUCUGCAGUUGUCCGCGCAUUUUCAAGUGGCAACCACGACGGGUACACGGCGUCGACUGGGUCGGCGGCGUGUCGUGCAGCAAUUGCAGCUGCGCACUCUCACGAUUUUUGUCACCCUUUAUCUCUUCACGACGUUUACGUAACUGCUGGAUGUUCUGAGGCUCUUGAACACUGCAUCGCGGUUUUGGUUGCGCCUGGCAAAAAUAUUCUACUCCCUCGUCCUGGUUUUCCUCUGUAUGAAACUAUAUGUCAGCGCCAUGGUGUUGUUUGUCUUUUUUAUGAUUUAGUGCCAGGCAGAGGGUGGGAGGUGGACCUUUGCAGUAUUCGACGCUUAGCCAAUACGUCGACAGCGGCUAUACUGAUAAACAAUCCGUCUAAUCCAUGCGGAGCGGUAUAUUCCAGGCAACAUCUUGAAGAAAUUGUCGGAAUUUCGAGUGCACUUAAGUUACCAGUGCUUGCUGACGAGGUAUAUGCUGGAAUGACGUUCCGCAAGGAGUUUGUGUCACUUGCUGAGUUUUCUUGCAGUGUACCAAUGUUUAUCGUGGGUGCGCUAUCCAAGCGCUGGUUAGUUCCUGGUUGGCGCUUGGGGUGGGUUUGCGUGCAUGAUAUUCAAGGGAAUCUGCACGGUUCUGGCGUUCGUGCAGCCAUCAACAACCUCUGUCAAAUAUCCCUUGGUCCAAGUGCACCAAUCCAAGCAGCUGUCCCCGCUAUCUUAGCAACCGAUGAUAGUGUAUGGCUUUCUGAAAUCAUGUGUGCACUGAACCGAUGCACGACACUAUCAGAAAAACGUGUGCUGAACAUCGAUGGCCUCUCGAUAGUUUCUCCUCCUGAAGGCGCUAUGUAUUUACUUGUGAAAAUAGAUCUUUGUGCUUUUAGAGGAUGUCUAACUACUUCUCAUUUUGCCGAGAGUCUCCUAUCAGAAGAGUCGGUCUUAGUGUUACCAGGAGAAUGUUUUAGAGCUCCCGGUUUCAUACGCGUUGUGACCACUGUACCAGAGUCACUUAUCCAGGUUGCUUGGGACCGAAUUGAAGCAUUUUGCAAGAGAAGAUUCAAAGGUUGACUGACGCUGCAAGCAGUUGAGUACAUUAAAAGAAAAACAAUCCAUACAAGCAGGACUGCCACGUGUUGAUUCGUAUUCCGGUGGUCAUGAAGGAUUACUACUGAACUCCCCUUUCGUCAAACACACGUUAGAAAGCGUUCUAUAUUUCCUCAUAAACUUCCUGGUUUCAAGGACAUGGAGGUACAACAACUUGCAGAAAGGUUUCAAGCCUCGUUUUCCUAAGUGAGGUAAAUUCGCAUAUGCACAGGCUACUCAUAUGCAUUCCUCGUUCGAACGAAAAUGCCAAAAUAACUGGCUCAAACUUACAAACACAAUCGUAUACUUUACCACCGAAGAGUUUUUCUGCCAGUCGAGAAUUCUUUAUCAUGGCUAGCUUCAAAGUAUCACAGUGAAAAAUGGCGUUGAAAUUUGUAUGAAUAGCGCGACCCAUUCCCUCCAAAACAAUGAGGUCAGCUCCUUCUGCAGCUUUACAAAGUUCUAACGAAACACGUCUGAAAUCAAGACAUGGAGAGCCACUGCCGUUUGCGCAUACAGUAAGAAUUCCUGAAGGUUUUACAAGAGAUGCAUUGUCCGAGGAACGAAGGUGGGCAGAGAGUGCCAAUGUGAGAGUUUUGCAGUUUUCAGCAGCAAGAUGGACAACUUCGCGCAACUCUUGUGCAGUUACGUCAUUGAUUGCAGGAAGAGAGUUCGCUACAAGACACACAUCCGUACCACGUUUAAGUAGUUCACGCGCGAAAGGAAGCAUUCCUAGCACAAUGUCAGCACCGCUAUUAUCGCAAAACAAAAGGGCCUUAUUGUAUUGACACACUCGAAUACCAUUGCCAAAGAACACUGCUCGAAAUUUGUCGAAGCAGUCUACAGCCCACGGUCUUGCGACUGAAGCUCGAGCACGCCUAUAUAUCUCGAGAACAGUACCUUUGUUGUAAAGGUCCACGCAGCUUUGGCUCCCCCAAUCGAAAAUAUUACCAGCUAACACACCUUCAAUAAGAACAAGCAGGCGUUCUUCGUCGAGCAUUCCAUCCAGUUCAGAAAAUAAGUCAGGAAGUACUGCAAGA